This is a messenger RNA of Zygosaccharomyces rouxii, 14781 nucleotides long. It is a transcript of the gene REA1, whose product is annotated as AAA family ATPase midasin. Gene Ontology annotation, biological process: rRNA processing; ribosomal large subunit assembly. The coding region runs from base 1 to 14781 and encodes 4926 amino acids. The transcript has a single exon. Gene Ontology annotation, molecular function: ATP hydrolysis activity; ATP binding. Gene Ontology annotation, cellular component: preribosome, large subunit precursor; nucleus. The record is from RefSeq and is a predicted model, not a curated record. Lineage: Eukaryota; Fungi; Ascomycota; Saccharomycetes; Saccharomycetales; Saccharomycetaceae.
AUGGGAAAGGAAAAUAUGUCUCACAAUGCUGUUUUACUGGAUUUAGAUUCUGCUGUGGAAAGGUUUCAGCUGUUUAACAAGACCUACCCAGCAGAAGCGCUUGACACAUUAUUUGAGUUCGAUGCUCAUGUGGAUACUGAUGUAAAUCUACAAAGAUUAUCAAAGUUGGUGUUAUCAAAGCGUUUUCAUACUGGCUAUCUUUUCGUCUAUAAACCUAUUUUCCUAGAGAUUAUUUCCCGUUGGAUCAAUCAUCAUGAUAAACUAGAAGAAUGCGUUGCGGUCCUUGAUGCCUGCAGUAGGAAUAUUGGAUUGUUCCCAGCAUGCAAACCACUAGUGGAACAAUUUUUGGCUCAAAACAAUGAACAUAUAAUUACUAUUCUUCAAAACUAUUCAACCAGAAGCGAGCAAGAGUUAAGAACUGUUUUACUUGCAUACUACCGUUUGCUGUACCACGAUAAGGAAGUAUUUGGUAAAUAUGUGAAACUAGAUGUAUUAUAUUCGUUAGUGGAUUCCAAAGAGAGAGGUACCAUAACGUUCCUUGCUCUCAAAGUCCUAUCCAUUUAUAUGGAUGCAGGAGAAAGAGUAAUCGAUGAAAUGAUAGACGCUCACAUUAAUGGAGAGAGCAAAUUAUACGGGGAAUACGAAUUGGAUUCUCAAGUGGAUUAUAGAUUCUUGGAGCUGAAUGAAGCUAAGAGAUUUGCCAAUUUUUCAAGACUCCCUGAAGUGUCAGAGUGUUUUCAAAGAAUACCAGGUCGUAAUUACGUUGUUUUGGAACCAGAAUUUCUAAGUCAAGGUGUAGUUUCCAUCUGCGGAACUUUGGUGCCUUUUUCUGGAUCACAACAACCUAUUAAAGAAUCUUCAUUUGUUCCCACAGAAAAAUCUAUUGAUGCUCUCCGUCAAUUGGCUAACAAUAUCCGUAAUGCAGAACCCAUUAUGCUCUGUGGUAAGGCAGGAUCUGGUAAAACUUUUUUGGUUAAUCAAUUGAGUAAAUAUGCGGGAACGGAGGAGUCUAUGGUUAAAAUUCACCUUGGUGAUCAAACAGAUGCAAAGCUUCUGAUAGGUACGUACACGUCAGGUGAAAAACCGGGAACGUUUGAAUGGAGGGCCGGUGUUUUGACUACUGCUGUCAAACAAGGUAGAUGGGUUCUUAUAGAAGACAUUGAUAAGGCUCCUACUGAGGUCUUAUCAGUUCUAUUGACACUACUUGAAAAAAGAGAACUGACGAUCCCAUCUAGAGGUGAAACUGUGAAAGCCGCUCAUGGAUUUCAUUUAAUCUCCACUGUAAGGAUAGAUGAGACUCAAUCCAAGAGAAAUAUCGACAAUCAUUCCAUAAACAUAAUUGGUUCAAGAAUUUGGAAACUGACGCAUUUGAAGGAAUUGGAUGACAAAGAUUUGCAUUACAUUUUGUGUCAUAGAUACCCUGUUUUAACUCGAUUAGUACCCAAGCUAACACAUGCCUACAAGGCCGUAAAAGAGAUUUACUUGGACCAAAGAUUUACCUCUUUAAACAGAGGUGCCAAGGCAAGAGUUGUAUCUGUUAGAGAUCUUAUGAAACUAUGCGAAAGAUUAAAAGUCCUCUUUGAAAAUAAUGGUAUAACCAACCCUGAUGAAUUGAUAGAGUCGGAAAUCUUCGAUAGCAUUUUCGCAGAGGCAGCCGACUGUUUCACGGGUGCCAUUAGUGAACCUAGAGCAUUAGAACCACUAGUGAGAACUAUUGGUGAAUCGGUAGAGAUUUCCAAUUCUAGGAUUGGCCUUUACUUAUCGAAACAUGUCCCACAAUUCGAUAGCUACUCAGACCAUUUAGAAAUAGGUAGAGCAAAAUUGCCUAAAGCUGUCUCUGUCUUACAGAAGAAAUCAGCCAAUGCUACUUCAUUUGCUACUACGAACCAUUCUCUAAGAUUGAUGGAACAAAUUUCAGUUUCAGUACAAAUGACCGAACCCGUUUUACUUGUUGGUGAAACUGGUACUGGUAAGACUACAGUGGUUCAACAUUUGUGCAGAUUACUUAACAAAACUUUAACCGUUAUAAACGUGUCUCAACAAACAGAGACCGGUGAUCUGUUAGGUGGAUAUAAGCCAGUAAAUUCAAAGACGAUUGCCAUCCCCAUUCAGGAAAAAUUUGAAUCUCUAUUUGCCGCUACAUUUUCUUUAAAGAAAAAUGAACAAUUUUACAAAAUGUUACACAAGUGCUUCAAUAAAAACCAGUGGAAGAACGUGGUUCGUCUAUGGAAAGAAGCUUACAAAAUGGCAAAUAACAUUUUAAAAGUGCAAAGGGCAAAUGAUGAUGACAAUGCUGAAAAGAAAAAGAAAAAGAGAAAGUUGAACGAACACGAACAAAUGUUACUUUCAGAGACUUGGGAAGAGUUCAACGCUGCAGUUGAGAAAUUCGAAUUCCAAUCAAGCUCUAUAGAAAGUUCCUUGGUCUUCGAUUUUGUCGAAGGUGCAUUGGUGAAAGCAGUUCGUAAUGGUGAGUGGUUACUUUUGGAUGAAAUAAAUUUAGCUUCACCUGAUACUCUUGAAAGUAUAUCAGAUUUAUUGGAUGAAGGUUCGAAAAGGGGUGUUCUUUUGUCUGAUAAAGGUGAUAUAGAGCCAGUAAGAGCUCACCCAAACUUCAGGAUUUUUGCAUGUAUGAAUCCCGCUACAGAUAUUGGUAAGAGAGAUUUGCCUCCAGGUAUACGAUCAAGAUUCACAGAAAUUUACGUGCACUCGCCGGAUCGAGACAUUACCGACUUACUCUCCAUCAUUGACAAAUAUAUUAAAAAUUACAGCACCAGCGAUGAAUGGGUGGGUAACGAUGUAGCAGAACUUUAUCUGGAAGCCAAAAGAUUGGCAGAAAGUAAUAAAAUUGUGGAUGGUUCCAAUCAAAAACCUCAUUUUAGCAUUCGUACUUUAACACGUACACUACUAUAUGUCUGUGACAUUGUUAAUAUUUAUGGUCUUCGUCGUUCCCUUUACGAUGGAUUUUGCAUGAGUUUCUUGACACUACUAGACGGUGAUUCAGAAGCAAUACUUGAACCUAUUAUAAGAAAAUACACUUUGGGCAGAUUGAAAAAUGUGAAAGCCGUUAUAUCACAAGCACCACCGUCCCCUGGUCCUGAUUACCUGCAAUUUAGGCAUUAUUGGAUACAAAAAGGUUCCUUCGAACCCAAGGAAGAAAGUCGUUACAUUAUUACCCCAUUUGUGGAAAAGAAUAUGAUGAAUUUAGUGAGGGCUACUUCAAGUAAACGAUUCCCAGUUUUGAUUCAAGGUCCUACUUCUGCAGGUAAAACAAGUAUGAUCAAGUACUUGGCAGAUAUCACGGGUCACAAAUUCGUCCGUAUUAAUAACCACGAACACACAGACCUUCAAGAAUAUUUGGGUACAUAUGUUACAGAUGACACUGGGAAACUUUCCUUUCAAGAAGGUAUACUUGUAGAAGCCUUAAGGAAAGGUUACUGGAUCGUUUUAGAUGAAUUGAACCUGGCUCCCACAGAUAUUUUGGAAGCACUAAACAGAUUAUUGGAUGACAACCGAGAGUUGUUAAUUCCUGAAACACAAGAAGUUAUACAUCCUCAUCCGGACUUUAUGCUUUUUGCUACUCAAAAUCCUCCAGGGAUUUAUGGUGGUCGUAAAAUCCUUUCAAGGGCAUUUAGAAAUAGAUUUUUGGAGCUCCAUUUCGCAGAUAUUCCCCAAGAAGAACUUGAAAUUAUUCUACGUGAACGUUGCCAAAUUGCUCCUUCGUAUGCAAAAAGAAUCGUGGAGGUUUAUCGUCAACUCUCCAUUGAAAGAUCUGCUUCCAGACUAUUUGAACAGAAAAACAGUUUUGCCACUUUACGUGAUCUUUUCCGCUGGGCUUUGAGAGAUGCAGUAGGAUAUGAACAAUUAGCCGCCAAUGGUUACAUGCUUUUAGCUGAAAGAUGUCGUUCGGCUCCCGAAAGAGAAGUUGUUAAAAGAGUUCUGGAAAAGGUAAUGAGAGUGAAAUUGGACAUGGACAGGUAUUACGCUGAUUCAGAGAACUCUUUACUCUUGAGUGAAAAAAGUGAUGUGGUUUGGACCGGAGCAUCAAAAAGAUUAUCAUUUUUGGUGGAAACAUGUUUAAAAAACAAAGAACCCGUUUUACUGGUUGGUGAAACAGGUUGUGGUAAGACUACCAUAUGUCAAAUAUUAGCAUCUUAUUAUAGGAAGAAUUUGAUUGCUCUCAAUGCUCACCAGAACACGGAAACAAGCGAUAUCUUGGGUGCACAGAGACCUGUUCGUAACAGAUCAGAGAUUCAAGCCCGGUUAACUAAACUUCUCCAAAGUGUUCUGGAUCUUCCAGAAGAUCAAUUGGAAAUGUUAACUUUAGAAGGUUUAAUAGCUCAAUAUGAUAUUAUGGACAGGACUUCUUUGGAUGAGAAUGUAAAGAUUCAAAUUGACGAGCUAAGAAGUAACCUUUCCAUUCUUUUCGAAUGGUGUGACGGUCCAUUAGUUCAUGCAAUGAAAACUGGUGAUUUCUUCCUCCUAGAUGAAAUCUCACUAGCCGAUGAUUCCGUUUUGGAGAGAUUGAAUAGUGUCUUAGAACCUGAAAGGAACUUAUUAUUAGCAGAGAAAGGUUCCUCAGACAGCCUGGUGGUUGCCGUGGAGGACUUUCAAUUUCUUGCUACAAUGAACCCAGGUGGUGACUACGGUAAGAAGGAACUAUCCCCUGCCUUAAGAAACAGAUUCACGGAAAUAUGGGUUUCAUCCAUGGACAGUUUAGAAGAUGUCCGCAUGAUUGUUUCUUCCAAGCUACUCCCAGACUUACGAGACCUUGUUGAUACAGUGGUCUCCUUUUCUGAAUGGUAUGCCAACAAGUUCGGAAAGGGAAUGUCUGGUGGAGGGAUUAUUUCUCUCCGUGAUAUUCUUGCAUGGAUCGAAUUCAUGAAUUGCACUUACCAUAAAGUAGGUGACAAAGGCAUCAUUUUGGUUCACGGUGCAGCUAUGGUAUUUGUCGACGCUCUCGGUACAAAUAACACUGCUUAUCUGGCUGAAAGUCCGGAAAGAUUGAGGGCUUUGAAGCAGGAGUGUAUUGCUCACCUUUCUAUAUUUGCUAACAUUGAUUUGAAACCACAAUUUAAUCAGGCAAUUCAAGUACAGACCUCGGAAAUGAGCCUAAGAAUUGGUCCGUUUGAAGUUUCAAGAAAGGAACAUGGUGACAUGGCCACUAAGUUUAACUGGAAUGCACCAACUACUUCUAAAAACCUUUUACGUGUGAUUAGAGCAAUGCAGGUGCGCAAGCCAAUUCUUUUGGAAGGUAGCCCAGGUGUCGGUAAAACGAGUCUGGUUGCCGCUCUCUCAGAAAUCACAGGUAACAAGUUGACUAGAAUCAAUUUAUCUGAGCACACUGAUCUCGUUGAUUUAUUUGGUUCAGACGUUCCUGGUGAAAAAACGGGAGAAUUUGUUUGGCGUGAUGCUCCCUUCCUAAGGGCCAUGCAAAAAGGUGAAUGGGUUCUACUGGAUGAAAUGAAUUUGGCCUCUCAAUCUGUCUUGGAAGGGUUGAAUGCUUGUUUGGAUCAUCGUGGUCAGGCUUACAUUCCGGAGCUAGACAGAUCUUUCAGUUGUCAUCCAGAAUUUAUGGUUUUCGCAGCACAGAAUCCCCAAUACCAAGGUGGUGGUAGAAAAGGAUUGCCAAAAUCAUUUAUCAACCGUUUUAACGUUGUCUAUAAUGACACACUUACUGCCGAUGAUCUUCUACUGAUUGCUAAUCAGCUUUAUCCAGAUGUAAGUCUAGAGGUGAUCAAAAAAAUUAUCCAGCUCAUGUCAACAUUAGAGUAUGAAGUGUGCAAGUUGAAGAAAUGGGGGUCAUCCGGUUCCCCAUGGGAGUUUAACCUUAGAGAUACUUUGAGAUGGCUCAAAAUGCUGAAUCAAGAAUCUUUGGUCAGCGAACUAGACAUUUUCGAUUUUGUAGAUGUGGUCGUUGUGCAAAGGUUCCGUUCUCAGGUAGACAAAUCGAAAGCAAGAGAAGUCGUUGAACGCAUAUUUGGUGCCCAUGAGAAGCGUGAAAACUUUUAUAAGCUCGACCGUGAUUUCAUUCAAAUCAACGGAGAACUGGUGAAAAGGAAUCCGUUAUUCAGCUGUCCAACCCAUGAAAAAUUGCUUUCCCUUGAAUCCAACUUUUCAUUCUACGAGUCUGCCUUGAGAGCCAUCAAGCACAGUUGGCCUCUGAUUUUGGUUGGUCCCACGAAUGCAGGUAAAUCGGGAAUCAUUGAAUUUUUAGCUUCUGUUCUUGGUGCUCCUGUUUCAACUUUUUCAAUGAAUAGUGACGUGGACAGUAUGGAUAUUUUGGGUGGUUAUGAGCAAGUUGAUCUUACGAGGAAAAUCUCUUACAUCAUUAAUGAUUUGAAAUUGGUUUUACGUGAGAUCCUUUUGGUUAAUUUGAGCUUAAACUUUGGGAAGCGCGAAGCCAUCGUUGGCGCUCUAGAACUUCUUAACUUCAUUUGCACUAAUAUCGUAUCAGUGGAAAAUUUCAAAUAUUUCAGUGAGAAGUUUAAUGGUGUCUUUUCUUUCUUAUAUGAUAGUCCUCAAUUACAAGAGUUCUCUACCAGAAUCCAAGAAAUGACGACCAUUAUUGAACAAGGCGAUCAAGUAAAAUUUGAAUGGUUUGAUGGUAUGCUUGUUGAAGCAGUAGAAAAGGGAAAUUGGUUAGUCUUAGAUAAUGCCAAUCUAUGUUCUCCAUCUGUGCUUGAUAGAUUAAAUUCUUUGUUGGAAAGUGACGGUUCAUUGAUCAUCAAUGAACGCAGUGAGGAAAACGGUGAACCAAGAGUCAUCACUCCUCAUCAGAACUUCCGGUUGUUCCUCACUGUAAAUCCCAAAUUUGGUGAAUUGUCGAGGGCAAUGAGAAACAGAGGUGUCGAGCUCUAUGUCGAAGAGUUGCACUCUAGAGCUUCAUACUAUGAUUGCUUGAAUUUGGGUGUUGAAACUUCCAAGGAACCCUCACAGCUAGAGAGGGGUUUUAAGGCUAUGUCAUUAAGCAUUCUUGAUUCCAUUGUACCAUUGAAGCGUUAUCUACCAGCCCAAUUAGCCUCGGCUCAAGUAUUCGGGCAAUUGCAUGAUGUUAUAUCUCUAUCUGGUGACCAACCAGCCACAGAGGCGCUCCUGGGAGUGGUUCCUAUUAACCGUUUGAAACAGCUUGAACAAUGGAUGGGUAAUGUCAUUCAGAACCGUCAAUUUUCUGAACAGAGGUUGGCUUCUGAGAUCUGUGAACUCCUGAAGACCUUUGACAAGGAAGGGAUCGUACGGAAGGUCAACAGUAUCUACUCAUCUGCAGAUGAGAGGUUGCUAAAAAUCCUAGACCAUUCACCUUCCGACUUAUCAGAACAAUCCUUGUUCCCUCUAUUGAAUACUUAUUUGCUUCCCUCUGUUCUUCCAGCUCAAACAACGAAUGGUCUUUCAGAGACGGUUUACCUAUUCAGCACAGUGAAAUUGUUACACGAAAGUAUCAAUCUUUUGGAAAGAACGAUGGAAAAAGCAAUCAAGGGUAAGCUUUCGAGUCUUUCGUACAUUGAGCUGUCAGCAGCGGUUGUCGGUGGACGCAAUGUAAAGAACCCUCCAAGGAUCCCCAUAUAUCAGGUUCUUCAAGACCUGGCUAACAAAGUCUGGCAAAUUGUGGGCCAGGAGACACUUUUCCAAAGAAAUGACAUCUUUGAAUCACUUUGGAAGUUGUUAGUGUUAUGGUUUGGAAUCUUCGAAACCGCUGGUCGCAAAGACGAGGCAAGGUUGAGAGCCUACAAGGAAUUGCUUGAGGAAUGGCAAACAUCAGCACAAGCCGAAGGAUUAAUUACUUCAGAAUUUUCAUUCCUCUCCAAGUUUAGUGAUGGUGUGAAACUGCAGAGGGGUACAUCAAUUGCCCUUAUCUGGGAAAACUUCAAACAACCUUAUCCAUCUUCUUCCGAAGGAUGGUCAUUGUGGGAUGCAUUAUUCGAUAUCUCAAGGAAAUUUGAUCGUGUUGUCAAAUCUCAAUACGUUGAAUCAUACGCUUCAAUCAAUGGAUUGAGGGAAAUAUUCCGUAUGCUUUUUGAAGACCUUAUCCAGAAUGAUGUAUUGGAAUUCAGAAAUCUGCUAUUAAAAUUGGAAUCUGGUAUCGAGGACCUAGAAAACAUUUCCAGCAAGUUUUUGAACAAAAGGAUUAAUUAUUUCGAGAAUGAAUUUAAUGAUCUCCUAAGAUUAGUCUUUAAUCAGCACAACGGAAUGGUUGAGCAAUUAGCAUCUCUAUCUUCAAUACCUACCGGAAAAAUCAUCAGACAGCAACAGAAGAGACAUUCCGGUCCAGCAGUAUUCGAUAUUCUUUGGACUGAAGUGGAUGAUAAAUUCCAAUCUUCCAUCAGCUCAUUAAUCACCUCUUCAUUGUUUGAGCGAAUCAUUAUCAAAUCGAACAACCUGAAGCAUUUUGCAGGAAGUCAGGUCAAACAGACUUUGACAGAUGCCAAGUUACUUUUAUCUUCUACAGUUGAUAGUUCAGAGACGAUUUUGCAAGAUCAACUGACAUUUUUUGGUGGACUCUUAAGGGAUUGGGUUGUUCGCAUUAUCCAACUCCAUGUGAAAGAAGGUGUCGUUAGCUUCGAUAAUGAACUGCUACAAAAACAAGUCUCGAAGGAGACUGACGAGAAGUUUUACAAGGUCUUUGUGGAGAACUUGUUACCAGCCCUACAGUAUGCGACAUCUGCAUCUUCUUUUAGCAUUUUGGGAAGAGGGUGGAUUUUAUUCGGUGUUGGUAUGAUGGAACUCUAUGCCCCUGAUCGUCCUUUUGACCCCGCCAUUCAUGAAUAUGUUUCGUAUGAUACUUCCUCGAAGCAUAAGUCCUUCUUAGAGAAGAUGAAAGAAAGUUUAGCGUCCGUACGUCAAGUUACUAGUGGUGAUGAUCUGAUCUUUGCCGAGAAAGUUCUUUUGGAGAAACCAGAUAUCGGUGAGCUUGAAAGACCUCGGAUUUAUAGACCAGAUUUUCCAAUUGAUAAUCUUUUUGAUGAAUGGACCGCACUUUUGAAUUCUUCCCUAAAUCAUGAGCAAGUUUCAAGAUUAAUGAACACAGUGGAUGAUUGGAGCAACAUUACCAAGGGCCAAUUGGAGCUUUUCCAGCAGAAUACAUCGCGCUUUUUACAACGCUUGGAAACUGGAUACAAGUUCUACACAGAUUUAAAUGAUAUUUUUUCAAGCUAUGUAUUAAGCAUGAAAUUUGGAUUUGACUUGAUGAGGUGUGACAGAGAAGGUAAAGAAAAGAAUUUGGAUCUACCCCUACUAUGGAGUGUCGACCCACUUACUCUCGUGAGCCCUACGAGUAUCAGUGAGACCUUCUCUAAAUUGUCCUCUUUUUUCAAGAGGAAUAACACAGGCUCUGCUUCUUCCGAAGUUGUCCUUGCCUUUUUGAUGCAAUUAUUCAAAUUCCACAAUAAACCAGAAGCCAUGCUAUCAACAUUCAAUGGUAUAUUGCAGACAUUAUAUUUCAGAUGGUCACAAAGGAGAAUGAAAGAAGAACAAGAAGCUCGUGAAAGGUCAAGUUUAUUCCGUUUUGAAGAUAAUGCAGAGGAUUUCGAAGAAGAUUUCAGGAACAUGUUCCCUGAUUACGAGGAAACAGUUUCCGCUGACAAUGAGGGAACCUCAAGUUCAGAGGAGGAGCUGCAAGAUGCUUAUUAUUCUAUUGCUAAAAUUUACAUUUCCAUCUUCCAAGAUUCCAAAGAAAGAAAUUUGGAGCACAUGGUUGAAAUGGGUUCCAAAAUAGUUGAGCAACUCGCUCGUUCCAGCUUAAAGUUUAAAUCUGGAACACUGAGCGAGAAUCACCUAACAUCUGUUGUCCACCUAUUAGCAAAGAAUAUCAAUGCGUUUGAGAUGCCUAAGGAUAAUGAAAAUUUCAAUUUUUAUAAGGACUUUUCUAUUUCAGAGUCUCAAAAGGCCAUCUCAAUAGUUGAGAGCUUAUGGAAGUUCGUUCAUGAAUUAUUAGGCAACUGGCCUGAACACGCAACAUUACGUGAGCUAUUCAGAAUAUGCCAUGAAUUUUUGAGCUAUAGAUCAAGCACCCCUGUGGCUAAGAUGCUACAGAAGAUAGAGCAAAUUUACACUUUCGUAGCCGAAUGGGAGAAGUAUGCGUCUUCACGAGUAUCCAUGGGAAUACACAUCAGGAAAAUUACAGAUCUAAUCAUUUCAUGGAGAAAAAUGGAACUACAAACCUGGAAUGGAUUGCUGAAAUCUGAGGAGGAUCAAAUUAAUAGAAAUAUCGGAAAAUGGUGGUUCUAUCUAUUUGAGAUCAUCAUUGUCGCUAGUAUUUCAGACGAAAGCGCCAAUGGCAGCCAAACCACACUGGUGUCACAUCUCAACAUUUUCUUCAGUAAAAGCUCUUAUGGUGAAUUUAAGACCCGUCUAGACCUUCUCAGGGCUUUUGCUGAACAUACAAAACUUUUGGGAUGGGGUGAGUAUUCAAUUUUCCAUUCAAUUCAGAAUGUAUUGAAGUUCUAUGGUCAAUUUGAGUCCGCUGUGGAAGAACAUAUCGCAAACUCCAAGAAGUCAUUGGAAAAAGAGAUUUCCGAAAUUAUAUUAUUAGCAAGUUGGAAGGAUGUGAACAUCGACGCUUUGAAGCAAAGUUCUCGUCGUUCUCAUAACAACCUAUACAAGGUGGUUCGCAAGUACCGUUCUGUUUUGUCAGAAGCAAUACAGCCAACUGUUGAGAGCGGUAUCUCGUUUUCAAUCAAGGAAUCUCUGCCGAUGAUAACCUUAAAAGGAUCUUAUGCAACAGACUAUGAUGUUUUGUCCGCUGAAAAGCAAGUUACAAAGAUCGUUGGCUGGGACUCCAGAUCAGAUAUCAUGAAAAAUCCUCAUAAUGUGUACUCGAGAAUGAAAUUCUUCAUAACAAAAAUGGAGAACUUAAGUUUCCCAAGUUUGUUGGAUUUUGCUACAGACAUUUCUGAAGAAGCUGAAAGUCUUCAAAAGGAUACACCUAAAGUGUAUUCGAAAGAUCAGAAGAAAAAAUUGGCUUCUUUGAAAGUCUUGAAAGGUAAGCUCCUCAGCGACUCCUUGAAGGAACUGAGGAGAAUAGGUCUGAAAUCUAGCUUUAGAGAGGAUAUUCACAAGGUCCAAUCCACCUCAACAGCCAUUUUAUCUAAUGUGGUUUCUUUUACCGAAACGGAACUUGAAGGUUGUGAUGGCUACUUUUUCAGAAUAAUUGAUCUACUACCAAAAUUGAGAGCUGCGGUAUCUGAGCCUUCUGAUAACAUACCUUUUGCAAGUAUCGAAAAGGGAAUGGCAAUUGCAGAAAAUCUAAUUUUCUCGUUGAUAACUGUUAGACAACCGAUUUAUGAUUUGGGUGUCAUACAUUACAAAUAUCAAGGGUUACUUGAAGAUCUGAAAACAAUUUCAUUUUCCAGAGGAACUCUGAAUCACAAUUCAAGGUCUAUGGAUUUUGAACAACUCAAGAGUGUAGGUGAAUGGUUCCCAGUUCUACUAGAAUAUGCGAUAGUCACCUUAAGCUUCAUGAAACAAGAAAAAGCUAAAAAGAGUGUAGUGGAACUGGAGCAAAUCAGAGUUAGGACCGAAGAAUUUUACACAAGACUUUGUAGCGUCAAAGUUUUGGAUUCUAUGGCAGAUGAACUAUUGACUGAAUUCAAUGAAUUCAUCUCUAACGCUAUGAACUCACUAGAACGCUGUAAGGACCCUUGUAGCUUUUUCGUAUUCGAUGUUCUUUUGAGUUGGUUGAGCGAGCAAGCCCAUUUCCCUGUUAAAGAUUUGAAGAGUGAAGAUGGAAGAGCAGAAGAUUUUGAUCAAACGUUCCGUGGUAUCUUUACUUCUUUGGUACUUUCAUUUCAAAAAAUUAUGAAUAUGGAACUGCUGUCUGUCAAUGAGGACGAUGACAAGUGGCUUUCAAGUACAGCCAAACAGUUGAUGAACGUUAACAAGGUGUUCAUCAACUCUAGCAUCUUACAGAAAUUGGAACAAGCUAUCAAGCAAAUUAAGGAAAUGCACCUUGCUGGCCCAACUGUCACGCUAAUUAGGGCAGUAAUUACUUUCACAUUACCUGCCAUCAACUCCUAUUACGAUGCCAUGUCUGCAAUGCUUUUGAAAUCCAGAGAAUACUACGUGAAUACUUCGCACGGAACAUAUAUUUUGGCAACUUUAUUACACAAUUUGGCUAAAAAUGGAUUCUGUUCGCCUGAACCACCCUCAGAAAUGCAUGAUGAUAAAAAUCUACAUGAAGGAACAGGUUUGGGUGAUGGUGAAGGUGCACAGAACAAUUCAAAAGAUGUCGAAGAAGAUGAAGAUCUAACGGAGAAUGCUCAAGAGGCUAAUCGUGAUGAACAAGACAAAGACGAGGACGACCCCAAUGAGGAUAAAAAUGAUGCUGUUGAUAUGGAGGGUGACAUGGCAGGUGAUUUAGAAGAAUUAUCUGAUCAAGGUUCUGGCAGUGAUGAAUCUGGUGACGAGGAUGAGAAUGAAAUGGAUGAGCAAGUGGAUGAUGUUAAUGAAGAUGAUCCUAACGCCAUUGAUGAUAAGAUGUGGGAUGAAAAGCCUGAGUCUGAUUCCAAGGAAAGGAACGCUGAAAAUAAUGUCCAAGGACAGAAGGAUGAUGAUGAUGUCCAAGCUGCCGAAGGGGAAGACAGUAAAAACGAGAAUGAUCAACAGCAACAAGGUGAGGAUGAAAAUAAUAACGAGGAGUUUGAUGACGCCAAUAAAGAAGGAAGUGACAAAGAAGGAAGUGACAAAGAAGGUGACGAGAAAGAGGAGGACGGUGAAGAUGGUGAGGACGACGCUGCAGGACAGGACGACUCCGUUCGUCAAGAAGAAGGUGAAGAAAAUGCGAUCGACGCACCUGAAAUCGAAACAUUGGAUCUUCCUGAGGAUAUGAACUUGGACUCUGGUGAUGAGAAAUCGGAAGAUGAAGGUGAAGAUGAAAAUAUGGAUGUUUCAGACGGAGAAAUGGGUGAUGAAGAUGAAGGUGAAGAAGAUGGCAAGCAAGAAGAGAACGCAGAAGCCGCCGAACCAGAAGACGAAGAAAAUGGAGAAGAUGCGGAAAACGAAGAAGACGAAGAAGGCCACAUGGAUACCGAAGAACCAGAAGAUCAGAAGCUAGAUGGUGAGGAAGACGGUGUUCAAAGUGAAGAUGAAAAAGAAGGAGGGGAAGCAGAGGAAGAUGAAAACAUGUCAGACGAGAAUGACCUCGCAGAGACACAGAUGGGUGAGAAUGCUGAGCAAGAAAAAGGUAAUGAUGAACAAGCUGAAGGUCUUGAUGGCUUGGAUGAGGUGCCAGAACCUGAAGACGUUGAUGCCGAUGCCGCUGCUCAACAAAAAUCUGGUUCUAAAGGUGCUGGAUCUGAAUCCAAAGAUACCGACGAACAAGAUAACGUGGGUAACAGCGGAAAUGCUCAGAAUUAUCAAGAGGAACAACAGGAUCAAGAAAAUGAAAAUAAUGAAGCUUCUCGGGAAGACGCUAAGGAAGCCUUCAAGCAACUUGGUGAUUCAAUGAAGGAGUACUACAAUCGUCGUAAGGAAAUCCAAGAGGCCUCGCAACAGGAGAAAGAAGAGGAAACUACGGAGAAUGCCAAUCAGCGUCCUGACGAAUUUGAACACGUCGAUGGUGCAAACACCGAGACCGAUACUCAAGCCUUAGGUAUGGCAAACCAAGAACAAAUUCUCCCCAUUGAUCAAGAUAAAGCUAUUGAUGACGAUGAAGAACCUCAUGGUGAAGAUGAAGACAUCCAGAUGCUUGAUGAAGAACAAGAAGCUGACAAGGAGUACGGCCAACCUGAAGAAAAUGAGGCGGGUGAAGAGAAUGAAAAUGCAAGAGCCACUGGUGCUAGUGUUGGAGAAAUGAAGGAGGACUCAGAACGUGGUAACUUGCUAGCUGAAGAUAUUCUGAAAAACAGGGAAGAAGAUGAUUUAGAACCGCUGCUCGAUGAAAUUGACGAAGAGAUCUAUCAACAAGAAGAGCUCGCAGAACCUUGUAGAGAUCUGGAAGAAUCACGGACAUUGUGGCACAAGAGUGAACUAUCUACCUCUGAGCUCUCUGCACGUUUAAGCGAACAAUUACGUUUGAUCUUAGAACCCACAUUGGCCACGAAAUUGCAAGGUGAUUACAAGACUGGUAAAAGAUUAAACAUGAAGAGAAUCAUUCCUUAUAUUGCAUCGCAAUUCCGUAAGGACAAGAUAUGGUUGAGAAGAACUAAGCCCAGUAAACGUCAGUAUCAAAUCAUGAUCGCUCUCGAUGAUUCGAAAUCCAUGAGUGAAUCCAAAUGUGUGAAAUUGGCUUUUGACAGUUUGUGUCUAGUUUCAAAGACGCUGACACAGUUAGAAUCCGGUGGUCUAUCUAUUGUGAAAUUUGGUGAAACUGUAAAGGAAGUUCAUCCCUUUGGUGAGCAAUUCAGCGGCGAAGCUGGUGCAAAGGCAUUCCAAUGGUUUGGCUUCCAAGAGACCAAGACUGACAUCAGAAGGCUUGUGGCGGAAUCCAUUAAAAUCUUUGAAAGAUCGAGUGUGUUUGCAAGCGGAGAUCAAUGGAGAUUACAAAUUGUGAUUUCAGAUGGUGUUUGUGAAGACCACGAGACAGUACAACGUCUAGUACGCAGAGCAAGGGAGAACAAGAUUAUGAUCGUGUUUGUCAUUAUUGAUGGUAUCAACUCCAGUGAAUCUAUCAUGGAUAUGAGCCAAGUGAAGUACGUCACAGAUCAAAAUGGAAACAUGCAAUUGAAGAUUGACAAAUAUCUAGACACUUUCCCCUUCGAAUUCUAUGUGGUGGUUCAUGACAUCAGCGAAUUACCUGAGAUGCUUUCAGUGAUUCUGAGACAGUACUUUGCUGAUCUAGCGUCAUCAUGA